Megalops cyprinoides (Indo-Pacific tarpon) is the source of this 3703-nucleotide messenger RNA. RefSeq names its product Rho GTPase activating protein 28 (gene arhgap28). Gene Ontology annotation, molecular function: GTPase activator activity. The record is from RefSeq and is a predicted model, not a curated record. The coding region runs from base 146 to 1978 and encodes 610 amino acids. Gene Ontology annotation, biological process: negative regulation of stress fiber assembly; signal transduction; regulation of actin filament polymerization. NCBI's taxonomy places the organism in Eukaryota, Metazoa, Chordata, Actinopteri, Elopiformes, Megalopidae. The transcript is spliced from 15 exons. Gene Ontology annotation, cellular component: cytoplasm.
CUCUCUCUUCACACUCAGACCGCUUUGUGAACACUAAAGGAAACUUAGUGUGCUUACUUUCGGACUGGUUAAAAUUGCUAAAAGUUCCAUUUGUCCACCUGGAUGAGAGCCUGAAAGGAAAGUACGCUACCAGGGUUUGGACAGGAUGACCUCCCCGGAGGCGCAGCGUCCCCCGCCCACGGAGCGCUCGGUGUCCCAGGACUCUCAGGACUCCCUGGACUGCGGCUCCAUGGAGGACUACUGGAGUGAGAUGAAGAGCAUCGAGGAGUCUGGCCACGGCGGCUACGAGGAGCUGGAGCGGCGCAGCAGCGACGAGGCGGAGCUUGAGGAGGCGUGGCUCCAGGAGGCGGGGCUCUCCACGCUGGUGUCUGGGGCCCCGGGAGACGGCCCCACCGAGGCCAUCCUGUCCACCCUCACGCGCUCGCAGGCGGCCCUCGUCAGGAAGCGCCUGGACAACUACACCCAGACCCUGCGCAAGAGGAACAAGCAGCCCAUCCGCCACGUCCGCGACGUCUUCUCCAGCGUCGACGCACCGUCCAUACCUGCCAAGGAGCAGAUCGCCCCGGUGUCCCCCAUCUCCCCCAUCUCGCCCAAAACCCAGCGCCCAUCCAAGCUGCCCAUCUGGAUGCCCGUAAAAGGGGAGAGCCGCGUGCCGGACUGCGAGCCUUCACGGGACACUCUGUCCUCUGAGGUGCCCUACUCGGAGGGAGCCGCUGCCCACAGGAAAGGGAAGGACUGCCUGGACUGUCAGAGGGUCAGGAGGGAUGACAGGACUGCACAAACCAUUCAACCCUUUCGGCCCAAACUGGGGCUGACGAAGGUGCGAGACCUGUCAUCGGAAGACAUGAAAAAAAUCUCCUGCAUCUCUCUGAUAGAGCUUUCCACAUUUUACGACUGCCUGGGAAUCGAGCUGAAACGGAACCGGACGGUGCGCAGCAAAGCUCGAGAGAGUGGAAUCUUCGGAGUUCCCCUCGCAACUCUAUUGGAAAACGACCAGAAGUUAAUCCCAGGGUCCAAAGUUCCUCUUGUUUUCAGAAAGAUUUUGUCCAAAUUGGAGCAGACAGGACUGCAGACAGAGGGCAUUCUGAGGGUGCCAGGCUCCGCCUCCAGGGUCAAGCACCUGCGGCAAGAGCUGGAGUCCAAGUUCUACGAAGACCGGUUUGACUGGGACCAGGUCCGGCACAAUGACGCGUCGGGCCUGCUCAAGAUGUUCAUCCGGGAGCUGCCCUGCCCCCUGCUGACUCAUCAGCACCUCCCCGCCUUCGUCGCAGUGCAGAAAAUCUCAUUGUUCAAACAUCAGAUCCAAGCCCUGCACCUGCUGAUCAUGCUGCUGCCAGAGCCUAACAGAGACACGCUGAAGGCUUUGCUGGAGUUCCUCAGGAAGGUCGUGGCCAAUGAGGACAAGAACCGCAUGAGCCUGUGGAACGUCUCCAUGAUCGUGGCGCCCAACCUUUUCAUCUCCCGUGGCAAGAGCACCAAGCUGGAGGAGAUGCAAGGGGCGCCGGGCUCCGCCCAGCUGGUGCGCCUCCUCAUCACCCAUCAGGACCUGUUAUGGACGGUCCCAUCCUUUCUGAUCAGCCAGGUACGGAAGAUGAAUGAAGCACCUGUGAGCAAGAAGACCCCCGGCUCGGAGAAGACCAAGAGGAGGCUGCUGCGGAGAAGGAACGCCGAGCGUGACAAAGGAGAGAGAAGCGAGGUGUCUGACCUGCGUGAGGGUGUCAUUCGGGUUCAUGCGCCUCUGCAUGCAAAAGUCUCCAUGGCAAUACAACUGGACAGUGAGACGAAAGCCAAAGAUGUCAUGGCUCGAUUUGACUGUGAGACCAGAGGCUCUCGCAGCUCUAGUAAAAGACAACGACAGUAUUUGUUUGAGGUUGGAGGAAACAUAGGUGAGCGCUGCUUGGAUCCUGAAACGCAUCUUCUGGACUUAUACCGUGUUAACCCGACCUGUGAGUGGAUCUUCAAACCUAGAACAACCUGAAGACGAACACCUGGGCAGAGCACAAGUGAAAGAACAGAAUGACGAUUGACCAUCAAAAAGGGUCAGAUAUUGCCACCUGCUGGUCAUCUAUGAGAAUUUGCAUGUUGAGUCAAGGAAGAUCAAAUGCUGGUGUGGAUUUAAACGAUAUGACCCUUGUACAGAAUCACUUAACAGGAUCACAGCUUUGUGAAGAAGAAUGGAGAAGGCAUGGCAAGCUGCCGUUGGGAUAAACUGAAGCACAAACAGGGUGAGACCACGUGAGUCUCCUUUCAAAAUGGAAGUAUUUUCAUAACGAACAUAACUUUGAGAAGUUUUACAUCUCAGUGGCCAACUGAACACAAUACUUGCCAUCAGGACUGGUCAGUGCCAAAGACAUGCGCAAUGCAGUGUUCAGCCUCCAGUAGCUAUCGCUAAAGCUCAUCUCUCUUCUGCCUGCCUUUUACCACUUACAAUGCAACCAAAGUGUAAAAAUUCUGUACAUAUAUACAUAAUAUUUAUACCACUAAUUUAUCCCACUUUUGUAUGAUUAUAUGCUUUAUAAACCGCAUUUUGUCUGUCUGUUGCUGUAUUAGGAGCAUGUUUCAUUGUAAAGCCAUUUUCAUUGACAUCAGCCCUGUGUUGCAUUCAGAUCACUAAUGAAGACGACUGUGGGAAGCUAGGAGGAUAUUUCUGUGUGCUCACAUUGCACUGAGUUAUGCUAUUACUGGUCGAGAGCCAGAAUUCUCAAACAUUUGGGCCUGAGCCACAUAGUGUUUACACCUCCAGGCUCAAACCCUGAAGUAUGUGGACAUGUGUGGUGAGCCUGUCUCACUGACCGUACAGAAGAACGUACCCAUGAUUUUAGCAGCCCCACGGCUGGCAGAAUGACAAUGACAAGGCCCACAGUCCGUCACAGAUUAAUUGAAACACUACUCUGAGGGUGCCCACAACUGGAAUUAGGGGAAAGCCUCUUAUUUUUAGGCAAAUUACCCAAAAUUGCUAUGAGUGGAAGGUGUGCUUGUUUACCAGUGUUUACAGUGUUUGAGCUUGUGAAUGUGAGAGAUUUGCUAAAUCAGUGUGCCACAAAUUCCAUAUUAUUGUAUGCUUGUGUAUUUGACAUCAAUGCCACAGAUUGUUCUGGCUUCGUCGUGGUUGCGCGCUGCAUUCUGAAUGAAUCAAGCUCCAGUUGAGUACACGUGGAAGCCUCUGUUGCUGAUUACAUGGCUCAGGAAUUAUUUGCUCCCUCCAAAGCUUGCUAGAGAAGAGGCAUAAACUAUGUUGCAUGUGUUCUCAUCUGAUUUCCAACAUGUGUGUUACAAAUUUUUUUUUUUUAAUUUUUGUAUUUUACAUAGAUUAUGAUUUUGACACUGCCAGCAGUUGUGCCAUUUCUUUUGGCACAGUGGAAGUUUCGCUGUUACUCCACAUGACCUUUGUCAUUAACACAUGAACUGAAUACACUAUCCACAAUCUGAAUGAAUGAACGCCUGCUUGUAUUUCCUUUCAAAUCCAACACAAGUCAGUUUGUUUCACCUGCUAGAAAAAGGGAACAAGCUACCGUUUAAUGGGUGAUUUUAGACAGGUGAUAGCCAGUGCCUAAACAGCUCCUCAAAAUUCAUAAUAUAUUUGCAGUAAUCAAUAACAUUUUAUCUUCUGCUUAUCAAUGCACCAUAACGAGACGAAUGAUAUCAGAGUAGGAAGUACAUGGUUACAGUGGGUGUAGGUUGGUAUGCUAAGUAGGCGCGGGCA